AUGAAUUCGUGCUGUGAGAACACCAUCAAGGUAACGAGAGACAUUUCCAGAUUACCUACACCCACAAACUACGUUUCAGAGUAGAAGUAGAUAUCAUCAUUCAGAAUUGUGUUCAAAACUCAACUAUGUGUAUACGUCGCGUCAGUGCGACGAGUAUCUGAAUUAUCUGGAAGAGCUUCGGAUAAUUAUUUUUGGCAAAAGUCAUCGUUUCUCGAACAUGUCACCCGGUGAGCGUGCAAGAAGAAAAAUUGGAAGGGAUUGGUUGUUUUUAGGAGUGACAUCUACCACAGAACAUUCCAUACGUUAUCACACUGGCAGUGGCAAAACUUUAGUGUAUGAGCUAGAAAACACGUCAAGCUACGGGAUCAAACUCUCGCCAUUGUCAUCUGAAAGCGAGAGUUGUGCUACUGAAACGUUCCACACGAAAACAGAACAUCAUGUUGACGUCCGCCGGUCAAAAUCUCCCGAAACGUCUGUUACGUCCAGGUUGUGUCAUCGACUACCAUCAGAAAUUGAAGGUAAAUCGUUGCUGAUAACAAAACGGGUACUCCAUAAAAAAUUGCAGCUCGGAUGCGUGAUUGUUUGCACUCUUCAUCGGAAAUUAUCAGUAGCAUCUCUAGCCUCUCUAAUCAAACAUUUUUGGACAAAACGACAGCGGAAAGUGAAAGUAAAAAAGAAGGGAAUGUCGGGAAUGUUCCAUCCUGCAAUGAGAUUUCAUUGUCAACAACACCAACGACGAGUAAUUGCUAUUUCCAUUCCCGUACGCCUCGAUACCGGGAAAGGGAACAUUUCGGUUUGGAAAAUUUUGUGAAGCAGAAGGAAAAAAGCGUUGACAACACGUGUUUGGAGCAGGAAUUCUCUGAAGACUAUUGUGAAUACUUGGAAGUUGAAGGCUUGGCAGACGUUGUUGACGAGGAAUUUGCUGUGAACGAAGAAUUUGCCACUGUUCUAGAAGAAUCUGAAUCGGUGUUUGAAGAAGUUGAUGAUUUCACAGAGGUUCUGGAGGAAUAUGCAAUAUCCCAGGAAGAUGUCAGCUCUAUCGUUGAGAAAGUCAAGGAAGAACGUGAUGAAAUACCAGACACUGUUCCUUUUGUUCGAUUCCUUCCAAUAGUGUUCAAGAGUCCAUUUUCGUCAAAACCUCACAAACGAAUAACUGACGAGACAUUCACAGGAAUGCCGAUUCCGAGUUACACUUCAGUUUCUGAAUGGGUUUCUGGUACAGUCGUUGAUGAAUAUGUCUCUGGAAUCGAGCUAGAUGAGAACAUCAAUCACAAGUCUUUCCGUGAAACUGCAAACGAAGAAUUGUCCACUAUAACUUCUGAACUAACGGAUCCUCUUCUCGACAAUAAUCUCCAACCAGUACCGAUUGUAUCCAAUUCAGCUGGAGAGGGUGAAUACAUUGUUUUUCCAUCUGACAUCAGCAACAGUGCAGUAACGGAUUUUAUUGAUGAUCACGUCGAUUUAGCGAGCAAUGCCCCGGAAGAAAUAAUCCAGUCUGAAGACCUUCAAGGUAGAGUUUUGUUUCAUAAUGUAAAAUAACAAAACAUGUUGUAGACUUUGUGCUUGACACUUCCUCUGCUCGUGAUACUCACAUGCACGAUGAAGUAGAUGAUAAAAACGAGGAGUCAACAAAAGAAGCAGUUUGCAAUCAGGAAAAGGAAACGGAAUGUGAGGGGUCAGGUGCUGAUGAUUUCCAAAACAAGAACGAUACAUCUUUUGAUGAGAACGGUGAGCUGUUUGAAACAGGAUCGAACGAGUCUGCUGUCAGUCAAAAUCAUGAAACUGGAAGUGUUUCAAAUCCAUCAAACGAUGACAUUAUCGAAAGCAUUAGUUUGUACGAUUCCGAAGAUCGGCUUGUUGACGAAUGGCAUAUUGGAACGUCGGAGAGGAAAUGGAGAAGGAGCAGUACCUUGAAAUCCGAACACGAACUGAAUGACACGGUAGUUGAACAGCAAGCAGAAGUGCAUUUCCUUCCCAGUGUGAGCGGUGGAGAUACAAGAGCAGUCCUUCCUCAAACUCAAGAAAGUUGGGACGAAUCAGAACAAGUACCAGCUAUGUCGUCGUUAUUUGACCAAGAAGAAGAAGAAGGAGAUCAAGCAGUUCUUUCUUCACUUGAGUCAAACUGUCAUGGUAAAGUAUUGUGUCCAAUUACUCGUUUAUUGAAAAUUGCAGAACAACGUCACGACAACUCGCUGGAAGAAGUGUUAUCGGAAAAAGUCCAGGAAAAUUGUUGUAUGAGCAAGAAAGAUGAGGAAGGCGAAGAAUUGUUUGACACUUUGAGUGUCGACAGUUCUCAGGAUACUUUUGAAUCCAAAGAUGCAUUGGAAAGUUCAAGUCAUUUGGAAGAUCAAAUGGAGUAUUCGAUCGUUUCUGCUAUGGUCGAGACCAAUGAGACAGAUAGUAAUAAGAACGUCAGUAUUGUUUCAUGUUAUGAGAGAGAACACUUGUUUACCGAUGAAGAAGGGAAAUAUCAGAUUGUGGAAGAGGAUUCAGAAACAGAAUGCGGUAAUAGUAUUUUUUCGUUGGUCGUUUUUAAAUGAUGAUAUUUCAGAGGAAAGAGUCUCAGACUAUGUUCAAACACUGGAAACACAGAAUUUGCCAACUCCUUCUACUAAAAAUCACAGUUUGGACCUUGUUGGCAAUUCUUCUGAAACGAGAAGUUCCGCCGUUGUGAUGAGCAUUAAAGAUCCGAUGGAUUUGUUGAACGACAACAGUUUUGUCCGCGUGUACUCGCCAGUACCGGUUAUCCAUUCACCGGUUGAAGAAGUCGAGAAGGCAUUGAUUAAUUCAACGGGAUUCACAGUUGAUGAGCACAUUGUCAGAGGCGAAGACACAUUGUCAGAGGGAAGAGAACGGUCCGAUACUUCUAACGAAGACGUUGAAUUUGUUAAUAAGCAAGAUUCGGUUGAAGAAGAGACGGUUGAUUAUUUUCCAGUCAAGGCGGUUGAGAACCCAUUAACUAAUUCAACGGAAUUUACAGAUGAGCUUGGUAAAAGAAGUUUCUUAGUUUCUGCGAAUAUAUAGCCAAAUAUUUAGAAACGCCACCGGUUGUUACUGAUUGCACCCUUCUUUCACCUAAUUUGGAAAGCUAUUUGGAAUCAUCGAAGAAACACGAUACCGUUCACUCCUUCAAAACUUCAGCAGAAAACGAAUUGGCGUCAGAAACACUACCAGCAAUGCUCGUCUCCACAAACUGCCUUGGUAACAUAUUGCUUCCACUUCCUCAUUCAUUAAAAAUUGCAGAACAAGAUCACGACAACGCGCUGGAAAAAGUGCAAUUGGAAGUAGCCCGGGAAGGUAAUUGUUUGAGAAAGAAGAAUGAAGAGAGCAAAGAUCCGUUUGAAGUGCACGUGACCGACUUCUCAUCAGCAGACCAGGAGAACGAUUUUUUGAAAAGUGCCCCGUUUUCCGAGCUUUUGAAUCAAUCAGGAGAGGAAGAAAACGAGGAUGACAUUGAAGUAGAAAGCAAACCGUCAGUGGAAAGAGAACAGUCUGAUACUACUAACAAAGACGCUGAAUAUGUUAAUGAGAAAGAUGAGGUUGAAGAAGAUGCUCCUGAUACAUUUCCGCAAGUUGCUGAAGAUUUGAACCUCGCGCUUUUGGAAUCAACAACUGAUCAGGUGAAAUUAUGAUCUCUGGAAAUAAUUUAUACUUCGUUCAAACUUUAGAAUAUCAUUGAGGAUGUAGUAGUCGCUGAAGAUCAACACGCAACAUCCUUGUCUGAAACCAGCAUGGUAGAAGUCUGUGUUGAAAAUCAACAUCUUGAGAAUCUGUCGGAUCCGACGAAUCAAAAGGAAGAAGAAGAAGGGAAGGAGGAAAUUGUCGAAAUGGAUUCCAAAAGAAUCGAGGUCGACAGCAGUGAUAUUCCAUCAGCAAACAGCCAUGACGAUGAAAUUGACGAAGCUGCUUCAUUCAAGGAGGAAAAAGAAAAGGAAGAGGAAUCGGAAGAGGGAAACUGCGCGGACAUCAGGAGCAGUCCAGAUGGACUUCUUGAAGUCGUAAACACGGACGGAGACAAAACCGAUGAUAUAAGAUAUGGAGAAGAGGUCGAGGUUGAGAUGGCUUCUCAAACGGUGUGCAAUGACAAAAUAAGCACUUUGCUGGAUGAAAUGCUGAAUGAAGUGACGGAAAAAGAUGAAGAAAUCUCACUGGACAAGAGAGCGAGUUCAAACAACAAGAAAGGCGGCAGUGGGGAUCUGAAAACGGUGGAAAACUAUCACAACAUCGCUUCAACGAUGGCAGAAGGUAAACAACGAUAGUUUAUAGGAAGUUUCAGUUACAAACUGCAGAUUUCAAAGAUGUCUCAGCUUCUACUCAAUCCGUCUCAUUUCCAGUCGACAGUCGGAUAUUGUGCGGUACGAAAGAUACCUGAAACUUAUAUUUUUAAUAUUUCUUUCACUCAAACUUUCAGAUGACAGUUCCACGCACAUUGUUUGCCCAGUGCAGCACAAGGAGAUUGCGCCACACAGUUUUGAGGGCGCAGGAAGCAACAUCGAGUCCAAAGGAGAAAUCAGCUUGAGUUCUGUGACAGAUUCAUCUCCUGAUGAAACUGCCGGGAGAAUUGUGAUUUCGGUAUUGUCAGAUGUUCGAAAUGAGACCGAAGACAAAGGGACUUGUGAAAGUGAUGUUGCAAGUAUCGGUAGAGAAGUUGAAGAAGAGUCAGUGAACAUGGACAUCGAAGCAUCGGAGCUGACUUCUGACGUUAUUGAGGUCGCGGAGCAACUCGGUGAAAACAUCAUGGAGAGCUGCCGGAAUAGUGAUGAUGACAACAGUGCGGACUGGAUACCAAUUAAUUUUGAUACUGAAAUCGAGAGUGCUCUUUCUAACCAGAUCGAAGUCGAGCAAAUCAACGGUGGUCUAUCUCCUCCGUCAUUUUUGAGAACUAUUUCUAUUGAGCCGCCUGGCAGUUUGGAAAUUCACUCUGUCUGUGACCUCGAAGAGUAUUACGCGACCGAUCUGUCUCCAAUACUUGAAGUUGAAAACGAAGAAGAAUAUGAGGAUGCAGACAGCGACGACGACGGCGAAGAUGAAAGAGAAGAAGACGAUAAACCUAUGAAUGGUCGUGACGAAAGUAACCAUCACUCUUCCGGCGUUUUCUUAGAAAUUUUACCGCGAGCCUCUGAAGAACUGAUCGAAGAAACAUCGCCAUUCUCCUCUAUUCACGUGGAAGAACUAUCGCCCAUUGUUGAAUUGCCUCUCAUUUCAAACCCAAUUGAUUUCAACCCAAAAGAACUUAUUUUGGAGAACAGGAAUAGUGAUCGAGACGAUUCGUGCAACUCUGCAAUGGAAGAAUGUCAAGUAAGCAGAUUGUCUGAAAGUGUGGUAAGCGACGAGUCCGAAGAAUUUGUUGAGUCAGCCACCCAGAGCAAUGUUGAGAGUUUCGUCGUGCACUUGGAAGAGCAGCAAUUAAGCGGAAACUUCGACAUCAACCAGAAUCAUGAUGAAGUGGUCAAUCCAAUUGCAGCAAUAUCUUCAAAUGAAAAGGACAUCUUGCUAGAAACCAGCUCAGACCAAACGGGAGAGAAUUCGAACAUUUUGUCAGUUAUACCACAUGAUGAGUUCGGCGACCUGCUCUUGCACAAUCAAAAUUUUGAACCUUGCUCUCAACAAGAAGCUGACGACUCUGAAAGUGCGGGAGACUUUUCUCCAACAGCUACUUCUGCUGUAUUGCAUGAUCAUUCCUUCGAUGAGCCAACGGCUGACGAAAGUGUAACACACAAUCCAUCGCGCAUGACUGUUGAUGAGGAAUCAUCUGCUCAAAGAGACUCAAGGUAUUCAGCAAUUUGUUAUUCACUCAUCAAAACACGUAUUCGUUUCAGUUCCCCAAGUGAGCACAUGGAAUGCGACGAAUCCACGAGCAGUUUCACAUGUACUCUGCUCCCAUACGCGGCUCGUAAACAAUCUGAGUCAGGUGCGUGUGAAAAUUAUACAUUUCGCUCUUAAUGAAAAUUCUCAGAAAUGAUCCGCGUCGAGGACACAGACACCUUCCACGGAGCAACAUAUGGCGGAACGUUGACUUCCAACAGUUGUGAACUGCAAGCAGAAUCGAGUCUUUGCAGUGUUUGCGCAGAUGAAAAUGAACAUGUUCCGACAGAACCUUCUCCGAAUCUUCCAAAUGAGACUUCAUCCACCGAGAAUAGUUUUAAUCGAUCGGAACAUUCAGAAACUUCUUCGGUUCGAGAAUCCAUGUUUUUACAACUUAUCAGGCAAUUUUUUUAGGUCUUGGAAGAAGUCUCAUAUUUUCUCUCGACCGUUUGUGUAGCAGCUAUGGUUUUCACAUCCCCGUCAGAUAGGUAUGUGCACCAAAAAACUACAUUUUCCGCUUCAUUUAAUUGUAAAUAUAUCUGUUCCAGCUCAAAUACAUUAUUCAAUGCUGACAUCAUUGAGGACGCGUCAAAAUACUUUUCGAGCCAACCAAAAACGGACGACGAUGAUAACACAAUCUGA
Messenger RNA from Caenorhabditis sp. 36 PRJEB53466, 6447 nucleotides. The record is from the annotation of a GenBank genome assembly. Lineage: Eukaryota; Metazoa; Nematoda; Chromadorea; Rhabditida; Rhabditidae.